Actinia tenebrosa (Australian red waratah sea anemone) is the source of this 4777-nucleotide messenger RNA. RefSeq names its product receptor-type tyrosine-protein phosphatase mu. Gene Ontology annotation, molecular function: protein tyrosine phosphatase activity; protein binding. Gene Ontology annotation, biological process: protein dephosphorylation. The record is from RefSeq and is a predicted model, not a curated record. Lineage: Eukaryota; Metazoa; Cnidaria; Anthozoa; Actiniaria; Actiniidae.
AACGAAUAAGAAAGCUGAAGGCACUGACUGAACAGCUUGUCUAAUCCAUCUCUUCUUGGUUUUUCGUUUUCUUUUAGCUGAUACACCGAGAUCAAAUGCCAGAAUAUUAUGUUUCGAUUUGGUGUCAGUUGUGUUUAACGUGAACUAUACGGUCGCCAGACACGGAUUAGCUCGUCAUUGAAGAGAACAACUUGAGCAUGGAAGGAGCUCAAUACAAGUGUCUGAUCUUUCUUUUCAUCUUUUCUUCUUUGAUAACAGGUGCUUUUUUUCAAAACAACAGCUUCCCAAGAACGUCAGAUGCAGCUCCUGAUUGUUCUCCUCAACUAACGUCUGCAAAAGCAGCCUCGUCCACAAGUAUCAACGUCUCCUGGACUCCACUUCUUGGUAGAGAGUGUAUUAAUGGUAGGUUACGUGGUUACAAGGUAAAGUACAGUUUGUCAACAACAAGAACCACGGUUCAAUACAGUACUACCUACAAUCCCCAACAAAUAUCAGAAGUGGUGGAAAGACUUGAAAAAUACACACGAUACAGAUUUCAAGUACUGGCCUUCAAUGGCAAGGAUGGUCCAUAUAGUAAUGCAACAGAAGCAACUACCUUGGAAGAUGCUCCAGAUUGCUUUCCUCGACUUACUCGUACCACACCCACUUCAUCCACAUCUGUAUACGUCUAUUGGACACCACUGCAUAGGAAUGCAAAGUGCAUCAAUGGAGUGUUGAAAGGAUACAAGGUAGCCUACAAAAUAUCUGGAAGAAAUUACAAGUUACAGUACGUCGAUGUGAAACAACCGACUGCUCGAUCGUUUCUGGUGACAAGACUUCAGAAAUUCACAACCUAUUCAUUCCAAUUACUGGCAUACACUAUCAAGGACGGUCCACUGAGUAAUGCACGGCAUCUAACAACUUUACAAGAUGCUCCAGAUUGCUCUCCUCGACUAACUCGUAUCACACCCACUUCAUCCACAUCUGUAUACGUCUACUGGACUCCACUGGAUAGGAAUACAAACUGCAUUAAUGGAGUGUUGAGAGGAUACAAGAUAGCCUACAAAGUAUCAGGAAGAAAUUACAAGUUACAGUAUGUCGAUGUGAAACAACCGACUGCUCGUUGGAUUCCGGUGACAAAACUUCAGAAAUUCACAACCUAUUCAUUCCAAGUACUGGCAUACACUAUCAAGGACGGUCCACUGAGUGAUGCACGGGAUGCAACAACUUUAGAAGAUGCUCCAGAUUGCUCUCCUCGACUUACUCGUAUCACACCCACUUCAUCCACAUCUGUAUACGUCUACUGGACUGCACUGGAUAAGAAUACAGAGUGCAUUAAUGGAGUGUUGAAAGGAUACAAGGUAGCCUACAAAAUAUCAGGAAGAAAAUACAAGUUACAGUAUGUCGAUUGGAAACAACCGACUGCUCGUUGGAUUCCGGUGACAAGACUUCAGAAAUUCACAACCUAUUCAUUCCAAAUACUGGCAUACACUAUCAAGGACGGUCCACUGAGUGAUGCACAGGAUGCAACAACUUUAGAAGAUGAACCUGAAGCUGCUCCAGAAGCAUUGCAUAUAUUGAAAAUCAAUACCACGACUUACACCGCUACUUGGAAUGAAGUACCUGAACACUUGAGAAAUGGUAUAAUAAUAAAUUACGAAGUGAGAUGGAUCAUGAUACGAAAAGGAAACCAAGCAGUCGCAGGACAAACCCAUAGUAGUGGUAAAGUAGAUGGCUCCUCUUAUACGAUUCAUGGGUUAUCAUUGUGUGCACAGUACAGCAUAUCCGUUAGGGCGUAUACACGUAUUGGACCUGGACCAUACAGUGCACCAGUCAACAUAACCACACAACCACCUGGUGCACCAACACAUUUUAUGGCGUCCUUUAAGAAGAAAAACACUGUCCUACUUAAAUGGGAAAAGCCCGCUAAUAUCAAAGAUCCGCUUCAGUCUUAUACUGUAAAAUACGAAGCCUCGAAGUCUUAUUGGAAUGGUUAUAAAAACGAAAGGUCAUACAAACAAAGCACCACAAGUCUCACUAUCACCAAUCUUAUACCAUUGACCAACUACACAUUCAAAGUCUUUGCCACUACUGCAUGUGGUGACAGCCCUGAAAGCACCACUAACAUAACUACAGCAAUAGACCGCCCUGUGGCUCCUCUAGCUCAAGUCAAAUAUCAUAAUGAUACAGGGACAGUAGUAAAUAUUACGAUUCGGAAAGCUGAGCAAAGAAACGGUCCAAUAAGUGCAUACCAAAUAAUUAUUCUGCGCCUCCAAGAUGAAGUAACAACUACAUCCAUGUUGCCAUCAAAUUAUACAGAACAUAUUUUCAAUCAUUCCACUGCUGCAGAUAAAAACCUCCAUUAUUACAUCACCGCGGAACUGCCAGCAGAAACAUUUGAGUCCAAAACUAAAGUGGUUACUAUUGGCGAUGGGACUGUAUUUAACAACAUGUACAAGAACGUUGCUUUAAAGAAAGGCCAACGAUAUCAAAUACUUGAACGAGCAUUGUCUUUCUACAACGAGACAAUAUUGUAUGGUAGAGAGGCUUUAAUUUCAUUCAUCAGUGUAGAACGCGCUUCAGUAAAAAUAGCGAAAAGUAAAAGUUCCCUGUCGGCUGGUGGUGUGAUAGGAAUCCUGGUUGCUGUAGCGUUGGUGCUGGUGAUUAUUAUCGUUGGAGCUCUGAUAUGGAGAAGGAGGCAGAAUAAAAAAGAAAAUAUACCAGUACCUUUGCACGUACUUAAUAUGGAACAUCAGCGUGAAGAAAACGUUGUGACUGGUAACGUAUAUGGUGACGAAGAUAGUCAAGCCAUCCAAGUGGACGAGUUCUCAGAAUUUAUUACAAUGAAUCGAUGCAAUGAUUUUGCUGUACUGAAGCAAGAAUAUAAGAUGGCACCUAAUCAUCAGUUUUCAUGGACUAUUGCUAAGAAACCCGUCAACACAAAUAAAAAUCGAUAUGGAAACAUUGUACCUUGGAUACGCAAAGAAACCGAAAGCUUACAUCGCAACUCAAGGCCCUUUGACUCAAACGUUCAACGACUUUUGGAAGAUGAUUUGGGAACAGAAAGCUUCUUCCAUUGUCAUGCUUACAAACCUUCUUGAACUUGGAAAGCGAAAAUGUCACCAGUAUUGGCCUGAUGAGUCUGCGCAGUAUGUUGACAUAACCGUAACCAAUCAUAAGACCGAAGUGUUCGCGGAUUAUGUGCUGCGUACCUUCAUCUUGUCAAAAGAAAAUCAAUCAACGACUCGACGGGUUCUGCAGUUCCACUUUAUYGCGUGGCCAGACAAGGGUGUCCCUCAACAUGCAACUGCUGUUCUUGCGUUUAGACGAAAGGUACGCGCGUUGACUCCCGAGGACACUGGCCCUCUUGUCGUCCACUGCAGUGCUGGUGUUGGAAGAACUGGAGCAUUCAUAAUGAUUGACGCAUUGCUCGAACAAGCAAAGGAGGAGGAGUGUGUUAACGUGUUCGGAUACCUCAAGUCAAUCAGGCAAGACAGGCCAAACAUGGUGCAAACUGAAGAACAGUACGUGUUUGUUCACCUGGCAUUAAACGAGGCAAUCUCCUGUGGCAACACAGAAAUACAAGUCCACAACCUUCUUAUUGCUACACAAAAACUGUCCAAUAUCGACCAACAACAAAAUGCGACGGGAUACGCCCUCGAGUUCAAGAAACUUGGUGUMGUAACUUCCCAAGAACCAGAAGACGAUUGUGAUGCCGGUAAUGCACCUGAAAAUGCCAAGAAAAACAGACAUACAGACAUCGUUCCUGCAAAUAGAUGUCGUGUUAUGCUCAGUACAAAGGAUGACAGCCAAAAGGACUACAUUAAUGCUGUCUUUAUUGACGCUUACAGGGAACGUAAUGCAUUCAUAAUGACACAAGCUCCCAUGGAAAACACGAUAGCAGAUUUCUGGAGAAUGGUUAUGGACUACGAGAUAGGAACCAUCGUCAUGCUGAACAAUUUGCAGGAAGGAGAUGAGACCUUCCCUCAAUACUGGCCAGAAGAAGGAAGUAACACGUAUGGCGAAGUACGAGUGCAGUAUCUAAGUUCUUGUAAGAUGGURGGGUUUUUGAUGCGGGAACUUCAAGUCUCAACAAAAAUGACAAGCAGAACUAUCAAGCACUUCCAGCAUGUCACGUGGGUAGACAAGUGUGUUCCUGCCAAUCCACAAAGUAUUUUACAGUUGUUGGAAGAGGUUCAGAGAUCUCAGCAAAAGUGUGCCAACGCACCAGUCCUGGUUCAAUGCAGUAACGGUGUUGSUCGUAGCGGUACAUUCKGUGCUAUUGCUUCAUGUCUUGAACGAGUCAAACAAGAACAAGUAUUGGACGUCUUUCAAACCGUUAAGAGUAUUCGUGUCAACAGACCAGGAGCCGUAGAAACAUUGAUCCAGUAUGUCUUCUGCUACCAGAUCAUUCAGAAAUACCUGGACUCAUUCAAUGCGUACGAUAACUUCAAUGGCUGAACAGAAUAUUCUCGAUGUUGGAUCGGAGCACCAACCCAGUUUUUCUUCCCCAUUAAAGAUAUGCAAACUUGAUAACCAGCGAACGUUCUAUGUUAUAAAAAUGAAUAUUAAGUGGUCCAUAUUAUGCUAUAAUAAAGCAUUGUUAAUUUUUAGAUGGUGAUUUAGUGGACAUCAAUAAGAGCUUUUGAUGAGCUGUCGCAUAGCGUAUUUCAGCUCUUGAAUUUUAAAAUAGAUAUGCAUGAGUGCAAUAACAUAGAAAGACGUUGAAUAAGUAGGUGAUAAAAUUGAAGUGUAUUUUGCAAUGUGUUUGUCAAUGAAUCUUGCUAUAUUUUCUAAA